This is a messenger RNA of Acanthoscelides obtectus, 1484 nucleotides long. The record is from the annotation of a GenBank genome assembly. NCBI's taxonomy places the organism in Eukaryota, Metazoa, Arthropoda, Insecta, Coleoptera, Chrysomelidae.
AUUGUACCACACAAAAUGUACUCAUAAGUUGUGAAAUUAAUAUGUCCGAGUGAUUUUAACGUUUGGGAUAGUCGAUCAGUAGUACAUAAUUGGAAGUGAUUGUUCCCAAAAACUUUCGAAUGAAUAAAUGGAUAUAAUGAAAGACACUAUAAGGUAAAUGGUUGAAAACUGCAUGACGUAUGACGUUUGAUUGAUUAAACUGACAGUUCUCACGCUGCAAACAGCCGGCGACAUCUCUACCCGAGAAAGUUAACCAGCACCAAGAAACUUUGUGAUGCCUGAUAUAUAGACAGCUAUUAUGGAGAAUGGAGAUUCUGUUUUCUUUCUCAUUACGCUUGGACGUCUAAGCAUCUACGCCUGAUGAUUCAUGUUUGACAGAAAAACAGCUGACAGAGGAAAAUAAAUACGUGAUAAAAGAAUAGUUUGAUGAGUAAUUAGUUUAUAAUGUGUUUAUAAUGAUUGUUCCAAGAAGAUUCAAAAUAUUAUAUUUAGUAAAAUAGAGCUGAUAUAUUAUGUUUCACGCUAAGAUGAGUAGACCAUCUCAGAAUUAUGGUUCCAUAAGCAACCCAAAUCCUAAUAUAGGCUUCAGUGGAGGCAGUUCUAAUAGCACAGAAUUCAACAGCUAUUGUGAUAAUGUAGUGACAAAUAUAUACACUAUAAAUUCAAGCUUGAAGACAUUGGAUAAUGCUCUUAAAGUGAUAGGAACUAAGAAAGACAGUCCAGGAUUACGCAAUAAAGUACAUGUUACUCAACUCAGCACAAAUCAAAUCGCAUCUGUUACUAGCAAAGAUUUGAAUAAAUUGAAACUUAUAAUAGCAAAGGGUGAUAAGCAGAAGUUACUACAAGUAGAGAAGUUGGAAGGAAAUUUCAAGGAUGCCAUAAACAAGUAUUAUUCUUUGCAAAAGGAACUAGCAAACAAGCAGAAGGCUCACCUCUUAGUUUCUGUCAGCAUUGAGAAUGAAACUGUGCCCAGUGAUUCUGAAGAGCAAAGUCAAGCACAGAUGGUGCGAGAGGCAGCAUUCGAGCAGGACAUGUUGCUAGAGAGAGAAAGCAGGAUUAAACAGAUAGAAUCGGAUAUACUAGAUGUUAAUCAAAUCAUGAGAGAACUUGGAUCUCUGGUACAUCAGCAAGGAGAAGUUAUUGACACAAUCGAAAACAGCAUAGAUCAUGCAGUUGGAAAUGUUGAGGAGGGUACUGAGGAACUUGUCAAGGCAUCACAAUAUCAGAGAAAAUACAGGAAGAGGCUUUUCAUUCUUAUCUGUGUUGGACUUGUUAUAGCGUCCAUAUUGGUUGGUAUUUUAGUGUCAGAGCUGAAAAAAUAAGACAUAUUGUUGUCAGCCUUGAUAUUUAUAUUUUAUCAUUCAACUUGUAUUUUCUAUAACAGUUAAGUAUAUUCUGCUACUCAUUUUGUUAAUUAUUUAAAUUGUUUAUAUGUAUAUUUACAUUAUGUUUUUAUAUUACUAUAAUACAGUCUUAAGAUACAC